UACACGGACAAAACAAGAUAUAAAGAGCUGUAUGUUCCCUAUCUUCAUAGUUACUCCCUGCACUACCCCUUCUCACAUCGACCUUUAUCUCUACUUUUGUCACGAUGGCAUCUACGAAGAAACCCUACUUCGGGCUCACCGGAGGAUGGCUUAGUUUUUGGCUUGUGGUAGCAUGUGCUACCGAUAUGAUGCUAUUCGGAUACGACCAGGGUGUCUUCAGCGGCGUGGUAGUAACACCAGACUUCCUGGAAGUCCACGAUCUCGUCGGUCCAACCAAAACCAAAGUUCUUUCCACAGUCACUGCUAUUUACGAUGUCGGUUGUUUCUUCGGUGCCAUGCUGGCAUUUACAAUGGGCGAGCGACUGGGCCGCAAGAAGAGUAUUCUCUUGGGCAGUUUUAUCAUGGCAAUCGGGACUAUCAUCCAGGCAUCAUCAUACAGUUUGGCUCAGAUGUUUGUUGGCCGAAUUGUACUGGGGAUUGGAAACGGCAUCAAUACAUCCACGGCGCCCAUCUGGCAAACGGAAACCACGCAGGUGAAAUGGCGAGGAAAACUGGUCAUUCUCGAGCUCGGAUUGAAUGUUGGUGGUUACUGCAUUGUCAAUUGGAUCAAUUAUGGCCUAUCCUUCCGUGAGGGACCCAUUGCAUGGCGGUUGCCCAUCGCUCUGCAGUUAUUCUUUAUCAUUAUCCUAUUUCUCACCGUUCCGUGGCUUCCCGAGUCCCCUAGAUGGUUAUUAUCGCUUGGCCGUGAAGAAGAGGCAUUGGAGGUACUUGCAUGCAUCGAAGCCAAGACCAUUGAUGAUCCAUAUAUUACGACCCAGCAUGAUGAGAUCGAAUAUAGCAUCAACUAUGAGCGCGAAAAUGCUGUCCGGUGGCGAGAUCUUUUGAGUCGAAAAAAGGCCGACGGUACCAAAACCCUUCGCCGAUUGCUUCUUGGUGCUGGAACACAGGCUAUCCAACAAUUUCAGGGUAUCAACAUCAUGAGCUAUUAUCUCCCCCUCGUCCUCAUCAACUCGGUGGGAUUCUCCAAUAGCAUGUCCCGACUACUGACGGCCUGCAAUGCAACCUCGUAUUUCAUCUUCUCAUGCCUCGCAAUGACCAUGGUCGAGCGAUUUGGCCGUCGAGGUCUGAUGAUGCUGUCUGGUUUCGGGCAGUUCCUUGCAUUUCUGAUUAUCACCAUUCUUCUGUGUUUUGCAGAGAAGAACACCAUCUAUGGCACUGCCUCUGUUGCUUUCUUCUUCCUGUAUCAUGUGGCUUUUGGAAUUGGUAUGCUGGGCGUGCCAUGGCUGUAUCCGACUGAAAUCAACUCAUUGCCCAUGAGAACCAAGGGAGCGGCGCUUUCGACUGCGACAAAUUGGAUCACCAACUUUGCCAUCGUCGAAAUCACACCGAUUGGAAUCCAAAGUAUCGGAUGGAAAUUCUGGAUAGUAUGGACUGUGCUGAAUGCAGUAUUUCUACCGGUUAUUUACUUCCUCUACCCCGAGACAGCAAACCGGACUCUUGAAGAUGUGGAUGCCUAUUAUCGUUCCAACCCACCACUCAUCGUGGUCGGUGACCCCGACGCCAUCUCAACCAAGCGACCGCUCAAAUUCAUCCAACACGAAGACGAGGAGGUCCAGCGAAAUGCAAAGAUUGGCCGGGCUGCAGUUCCUAAGAGCGAUGACUUGGCUACUGUGGAACAUGUCGAUUGAAAAACCAAUAUUGAAUAGCAGACAAACAUAUUCAGCGGGUUGCUUUUUACGAUAAGCAAUAGGCAUGGCAUAUUUAGCUCAUAUAUACUUGCAUAGUAUCUCGAUACACUCCCAUAGAUGAAUGGUUCAAGGAUACUCAACCUCUCCUUCC
Molecule: messenger RNA, 1839 nt
Organism: Aspergillus wentii DTO 134E9
Lineage: Eukaryota; Fungi; Ascomycota; Eurotiomycetes; Eurotiales; Aspergillaceae
Product: sugar porter family MFS transporter
Exons: 8
Coding region: 105-1688 (527 amino acids)
Biological process (GO): transmembrane transport; carbohydrate transport
Cellular component (GO): membrane
Molecular function (GO): carbohydrate:proton symporter activity; protein binding
Source: RefSeq, a predicted model, not a curated record